Oryzias melastigma (Indian medaka) is the source of this 13970-nucleotide messenger RNA. RefSeq names its product heparan sulfate proteoglycan 2 (gene hspg2). Gene Ontology annotation, molecular function: calcium ion binding; protein binding. The record is from RefSeq and is a predicted model, not a curated record. The transcript has 87 exons. NCBI's taxonomy places the organism in Eukaryota, Metazoa, Chordata, Actinopteri, Beloniformes, Adrianichthyidae. The coding region runs from base 864 to 12254 and encodes 3796 amino acids.
GGAUCCGGCCCGCGGGCCGUAGUUUGGGGACCCCUGGUCUAUAGUUUUGUAAAGCAGUAGUAGCUCUGAGUUGUGGCUGGGACUGUUGGCACGGAGUAAGCCCGCCCUCACUUCCCAUCAUCCUUUCACUACUUACAGUCCCGAAUUAACAUUAUAACAAAAAUGGCGAGCAAUGUGGGAGCUGUCUAACUGAAUAGAUGAGCAAGAUCAGAUGAGGAAAAGGAAGAUGUACAUGGAUCUGCUCCUGAUUCAAAACGAUUUGAAUAAACAAAAACUCAGUAAACAGUUUUAAGCUUCAUUUUCUUCAUGUAUGUUUAUAGAAACAGGGAAGAAACAUCAAUUCCAAAUUGUUGGUGUUGGAGCAGGCAUAAUGUAUGUGUGUUCGUGAAGACUCCACUGUGCGUGUGUGGAGUGUGUGCUGACUGCGGGUCUAGGCGGCGUCUCCCCCCCGCUCCAGGAUUAGCUGUCUUCUCUUUCUGCGCUCCCCGGAUUCCAUUCCGUCUUUUCCUUUCAGGGCUGCGCUCCCUGCGCGCAGGACUUCCCAGUGACUCCGCGAGGCUGCGUUCAGCCCCAAAAGUUGCCCCAAGAGCUCAGGAGGUUGGAGGAGGGGGGUGGUGGAGAGGACGGAGCACGUCUUGGAGAUCCUGAUCUUUUUGGGUGUUUUUUUGUUUCUUUUUGGCGCUUCCUAGUUGAGCGCAAACGGGGCUCCUGCGCGUUACCUGUUGAUGAAGUCCCACGGGGAGUGAGGGCGCACAGGAGCAGUUUCUGCACGGUCCGGAGAAAGGCGAAGGGACCUUGGGGUUGUUUUUUCUUCUUUUUUUUGCCCCCCAGCAGGAGCGAAGCAUUGCUGGGUUUGCUGUAAAAUGGGCACUCCAACCACUUUGUGCCAAGGACUUAUCCUCUGUUUGCUUCUCACAUGUCAGCUGAGUUCUGUGACUCAGGCGUCGAAGGUGUGGGGAGAGGUCCCGCUUCCAGAAGAUUUAGAGUCGGAAAAGGAUGUGCAGACGUCCCGGAGUUUGCUAGACGACGAUGAGGACUUUGCUGCGGAUGGACCGUCAGGAGAGCUGCCCAGUGGAGAGGAAGAUGGCAGCACACCGGAGCCCGAGACCACAACCAACUGGUUGGAGUCCCCUUAUCCGGGGAACAUACAGAACCCCCCUGACCCAGAGUACAUUUAUUUCAGAGCUUUUGUCAACUUCACCAACUCGUUGGUCUUCAGCCCUGCACUCCAGGACCCAACGUCUACUCAGUUUGAAGAGAUUUCCGAAGCAGUGAUGGACACGCUGGAGUCAGAGUACAACAAGAUUCCAGGUGUUCAGUCAGUCAGUGUAGUCCACAUCAAAAAAGUGACAAGAGAAAAUGGAGUUGAUGUUUUUGUGGAAUUGGACGUGGGUACCAACUAUGACAAUGAAGAACUGAUCCGACGUGUGCUUUACAAUGUGGUAGAGGAUGGCUCCAUUGCAUCCUACGUCACCUCAGUCAGGGGCUUUCAAUUCAGGCGUCUUGGAAAAGCCAUGCCCUCAGAGGAACCCGUAACAGAGCCAGUGACCCCCAUUAUAAGACCGUGCAUGGCAAAUGAGUUCCGGUGUGGCGAUGGGACAUGCAUCCCGUUGAAUUAUAAGUGUGACAACAGAGCCGACUGCCGAGACAUGAGCGACGAGGAAAACUGUGGUUUCAUCGCUCCAGUCUAUACCACACCUGCACCAAUCACAGUCCCUGCCAUUAAAGAACCCGUCACUCAGCCUCUACGCUGCCGAGCGGAUCAAGCCACAUGCCAGAGUGGGGGGUGUAUCUCUCGUGACUACCUCUGUGAUGGAGAGAAGGACUGUCCAGAUGGAAGUGAUGAAUUUAGAUGUGGCACUCCAUCACCCUGUGAACCAAACGAGUUUAUGUGUAACAAUGGCCGCUGCGCCCUCAAGCUGUGGCGCUGCGAUGGUGACAACGACUGCGACGAUAAUUCUGAUGAACUGGACUGUCCUACCAGAGCUCCUGGAGACACGUGUGCGUCUAAGCACUUUGAAUGCGUCAGUGAUCACAAGUGCAUCCCAGCCAGCUACCAGUGUGACGAGGAGCCGGACUGUGCCGAUCGCUCCGACGAGGAACUCUGCAACCCUCCCAUUGUAACAAAUCCACCUGAGGAGUUCAUCCAGGCCACACGGGGGUCAACUGUUACCUUCACCUGUCUGGCUGAUGGAGUUCCAACCCCGAUGAUCACCUGGAGACUCAACUGGGGAAGCAUUCCUGCUAGUAGCAGGAUUAACAUGACCAGCAAAAAUGGUUUUGGCACCCUCACGAUCCAUGACGUGAAGGAGUCGGACCAGGGGGUGUACACAUGCGAGGCCAUCAACGCUAGAGGCCUGGUGUUCGGGGUCCCUGAUGGAACGUUAACACUGGUAUCAAACCCAAGCCCAGGAAACUGCCCGGAGGGACACUUCAGUGUGAAUGGCCGCUGCAUACCUUGCUUCUGUGCUGGGGUGACCAGGAACUGCAAAAGCACCGGACGCUACCGUGACCUGAUCAGACUGCGUUUCACCGACGAGGAAGACUUCAAAGGAGUGAACGUCACCUACCCCUCCAGGCCCAACACUCCCCCGCUCUCCUCCACCCAGCUCCUCAUUAACCCAGAGAUGGAGGAGUUCCAGCUCGUUGACUUAUCACGCCGUUUCCUCAACCUUGACUCCUUCUGGACUUUGCCUCGCCAGUUCCUGGGGAACAAAAUUGAUUCCUAUGGAGGAACCCUGAAAUUUAAGGUGCGCUACACCUUGGCUCGAGGUCUGUCUGACUCUGUGGAGAGGCCAGAUGUCAUCCUGAGUGGAAAUGGACGCCGGCUCGUGUACCGCAGAGGCCAGAGCACCCCAGCCAGUGUGGUCAACCAGAAAGAGAUCCGAUUCACUGAAGACAACUGGCAACACUCAAAUGGACGAUCCGUGACCCGUAGCGAGCUGAUGAUGACCCUGGCUAACCUGGAAUCCAUCAACAUUCGCACCAUCUACGACAACCACAUGGUCAGUGUGGCACUCAGUGACAUCGUCAUGGAGACGACCACCACGGAGUACGUCUCACUGGGUCCUGCUCGGGAAGUGGAAGAAUGCAGAUGUCCUGCAGGAUACACGGGCCUGUCUUGUGAAAUGUGCUCCUCCAGUUUCGAGCGUGUCCCUGGUGGCCUUUAUCUCGGCACCUGUGCAGGGUGUAACUGCAAUGGACACGCCACUGACUGUGAUCCCAUCAGCGGAAACUGCUUGAGCUGCCAGCACAACACAGAAGGCCCUCAGUGUGAGAAGUGUCGCCCCGGCUACUUUGGUGACCCAAGCCGAGGUCGCCCCGAUGACUGCAAGCCAUGUCCUUGCCCGUACAUGGAGAGCUCACGUCGGUUUUCAUCCACCUGUUUCCUGGACAUCGAUCAGCAGCCCACGUGUGACGCCUGCAGGCCUGGAUACACCGGAAGACGCUGUGAAAAGUGUGCGCCUGGUUACCAGGGUAACCCUCUCCUACCAAAUGGAAGAUGUGUUCCUCAAAGCUCUAAGUGUGAUAACAGAGGAACUGUCAGCUCCAGCAGCCGACCCUGCAGCUGCAAGAACAACGUGGCAGGAGCUUCGUGUGACGAGUGUAAGCCAGGCUUCUUCCAUCUGUCUGAGGCCAACCCCGAAGGCUGCCUCUCCUGCUUCUGCAUGGGUGUCACCAAAACAUGCGCCAGCUCCACUUGGAGUAGAGAUCAGGUGCGAGGAGGUGUGAACGGCCAGCUGUUCUCCCUGUCGAACAGGGCCAGCAGCAACACUGUCUCCGAGGGCAUCUCCCAGAGGGGCUCCUCUGAGAUCGCCUACCGCUUCUUCACGAGUCUCCCUGACGACGUCUACUACUGGGUUCUGCCUGAGAGCUUCAGAGGAGAUAAGGUGACCGCCUACGGCGGGGAGCUUCACUACACCGUCCGCUUUGAGCCGUUCCAGCGCUCGCAGAGCAUCGACAAUGUGCCGGAUGUGAUUCUCCAAGGAAACGACAUCCUCCUGGAAUAUUACUCUCAGAUUAAGCUCCUCCCACGUGUACCACAAACAGUAAAUGUUCUCUUCAGAGAGUCAGCCUGGCGUCGCUCAGACGGGCAGCCAUGCACACGGGAGCAUCUGUUGAUGGCGCUGGCUGACGUGGACGUGUUCAUGAUCAGGGCCACAUAUGCAGACAACCUGGCUGAGAGCAGCAUCUCUGAUGUCAAGAUGGACAUUGCCGUUCCCCACUCCACGGGUAACGAGAUGGCCCUGGAGGUGGAGGAGUGCUCCUGCCCUCUGGGAUACAGAGGGCCAUCUUGUCAGGAAUGCGAAGAAGGCUACACACGAACUCGCUCUGGCCUUUACUUGGGUACCUGUGAGAAGUGCGACUGCAACGGUCAUGCCAGCGGCUGCGACCCGGAGACUGGCAGGUGUCUGGUAUGUCACGAGCUUCUUUCCUUCCUUCUUUAUUCUUUGCUAGCAUACAAGGUGGCUUUGAUCUUUCAGGCAGGAAGAAAUCGUAACUUUUUGACUGAUCCAGACAUGUGGAAACACGUGCUCUACAUUACUUGUUGCUCAGAGCUCACCUCUUUUUUUUUUGUUUGUCUUUUGAAGCAAUGUCUUCAUAACACUGCUGGGCAAAGGUGUGAGCGCUGUCAAAGUGGUUACUAUGGAAACCCUCUCACGGGAGAUCCUCAAGCCUGUCAACCCUGCCCCUGCCCUGGAACCAGCCCUUCCAACCAAUUCUCAUCCACUUGCUAUAUGCAUUCUGAUGGCCAGCCAACUUGUGACAACUGCCCCCCUGGAUACACCGGUCGGCGCUGUGAAAGAUGUGCCCAAGGAUACACUGGAAACCCGCUUGCUGGACAGAGGUGUCAAGCUGAGAAUUACAUAAACGGUAACUGCUACAGCUGUGACCAGAGAGGAACUCAAGGCUGUACUGGUGGACUAUGCUACUGCAAGAUGAACGUGGAAGGUCCAUCCUGCUCUAGCUGCAAACCCGGAGCUUUCCAUCUUCACCAGGACAACCAGGAAGGCUGUCUGUCCUGCUUCUGCAUGGGGGUCACCCAGCAGUGCUCAAGCUCGACACACUACAGGGACACAGUGACCUCAGCCUUCUUUCCAGGAAACUUUGAGGGAUUUGCUCUGGUGAACCGUCAGAGAACAAAUCGCAUUUCCACCGGUUUCACUGUGGAAGUUUCCACCGAGGGCACUCAGCUGUCCUACAGCAACUUUGACUAUCUGGGUGAGGAGCCUCACUUCUGGCAGCUUCCAGAGGCCUACCGAGGAGACAAGAAAUCCUCUCACUUUAGUCGUAGGACACGAGCAGAGCAGGUCGAUGUCAGGAAGCUGGAUGAGGAGGUGUGGGCUCUCCUGUCCAAUCACUCAAGUCGACGCACCGGUUCCUCUCCAUUCUUUCCCUCCUCUAAAUCCUCGUCCUCUUCCCGUGUCCCAACUCCAUCCUCCUCCCAGUGGUUUUUGCAUAACUGGACCCCCCCAUCCCCUCCAUCGUCUAUCUCCUCCUCAGUUAGACCCACCAGACCACAAGCGUAUCCCCCAGGCCAUGCUCCUCACCUGCAGAGCAAGAACACUGUGAGGGAGAGGGCUCCUGGUGGCAGCAGCAAGUAUGCUCUGGUCUACAAAGGCUUCAGCUUGCAUCAGGAUGAUAUGCUCUACUGGCAGCUCCCAGAAAAGUUCACUGGGGAUAAGGUGGUUUCUUAUGGUGGGAAACUUAAAUACACCAUUUCCUAUGUGGCCGGAUCUACAGGAUCGCUCCAGGAUGAUCCUGACGUUCAAAUCAUUGGCAAUGACAUCACCUUGGUAGCUCGCCAGCCUUGGAGGCAGCAGCCCGGCAGACAGACCAAACAUUUUGAGAUUGUUUUCCGAGAGGAACACUGGCGUCGACCCGAUGGCAUCCCUGCCAACCGAGAGCACUUGAUGAUGGUUCUGGCCGAUCUCGACGACAUCCUGAUUCGAGCUUCCUACUCGGCCGACAUGCGCUCUUCCAGCAUCUCUGACGUCAGCAUGGAAAUCGCUGUGCCCAACUACAGCGGCCUCGCUCAAGCCCUGGAGGUGGAGCAAUGCAACUGCCCCCCGGGGUACCAGGGACUCUCCUGCCAGGACUGUGCUCCUGGGUACACGCGCACCGGAGGAGGCUUAUAUCUGGGUCACUGCGAGCUCUGCGACUGCAACGGCCACUCUGACUCCUGCCACCCCGAGACCAGCGUCUGCACGAGCUGCUCCCAUAACACUCAGGGCGAGAACUGCGAGCUGUGUGCCCCCGGCUUCUUCGGCGAUCCAACCGUCGGUACUCCGGCUGACUGCCAGCCGUGUGCUUGCCCCCACACUGACCCAGAAUAUCAGUUCUCCCCGACCUGUGAGAGCCUCGGAAACGCAGGCUACCGCUGCACAGCUUGUCAGCCUGGCUACACUGGCCAGUACUGUGAACGGUGUGCUCCUGGAUAUGUUGGGAACCCACAGAACAGAGUAAAGUGUCGCCCACAUGACGCCGCCGCCGCUCUGAUUGUGAAAGUCUUUCCGGAGAAGUUCCGAACUUCUCCCGGCAGCUCCGUCACUCUGCGCUGUCAAGUGUCUGGACCUCUUCCGCACCACUUCCAGUGGUCCAGAGAGGACGGACGGCCCAUCUCCAACAGCGUUGAGAGACGCAAACAAGGAGCGGAGCUGCACUUCCCCUCCGUCCAGCCCUCGGACGCCGGCGUCUACGUCUGCACCUGCAGGGACCAGCGCAGCACCAACAGGAGCCGAGCUGAGAUUUUUGUCACAGGUUUGUGGGUUUUACCAUUUUGCACCUAUUUUUUUUUUUUUUCGGUCACCGCGGUUACUGAACAUCCCCUCAUUUCACCAGGUGGGCCAUCUAAACCUAUCGAGGUCACAGUGGAGGAGCCUAAAUCCCAGACGGUCCGGGUCGGUUCGACUGUCAGCUUUAUCUGCACUGCAAGGAGCAAGUCACCAGCCUACACCCUGGUGUGGACCCGGGAAGGAAACCGAAAGCUCCCCAACCGGGCCAUGGACUUCAACGGCAUCCUGACCAUCCAGAACGUUCAGCCCGCGGACGCGGGCGUCUACAUUUGCACGGGCUCCAACAUGUUUGACAUGGACGAGGGCAGCGCCAUCCUCUAUGUGCCAGAGGUCUCACAGACUCAGAUGUUUUACACAGCCUAUGAAAUGUUUGAAGGACACGGACUGCCUGCAGAGGGGGUCCAGCCUGUGGCCGUCAUCACUCCCACAGUGCUGAACGUCCAGCAGGGCCAGCGAGCGGAGCUGCGCUGCACUGCGACAGGAAUCCCAACCCCGGCCAUCGAAUGGAUCGGAGGCCCCAGGGGCAGAAUGAGUCCCAGAGCCGUGGUGCGAGGCGGCGUGCUGACCUUCACAGCUGUGGAUCCGGCUGAUGAGGGACAGUACAGCUGCAAGGCCCUGAACACUUACGGGGAGCACACAGCACAGGCGUCCAUCUUUGUCCAAAGAUCCAACCCGAGCGGCUUUGGCACCCUACCCCAAGUCCAAGUCAAUCACCAAAACGUUGAAGUCGUUGAGGGUGACACCUUAAGGUUGUACUGCAGGGCAUCAGGGUCUCCCACUCCAAAGCUCUCCUGGACAAAAGCAGACGGACAAAUCCCUCCGCAGGCCAUUCCCUCUCACGGUUUCCUUCAGUUUAAAAGCAACAGUCUCGAUGUGUUACAGAGACGUAUUGAGGAGCUGCAGGCUCGGACAGACCGCACUGACAUCGGUACUCUGUUGAUCCCUGACAUCAAGAUUUCUGACUCUGGGACUUACAUGUGUGUGGGCAGCAACAGCGUUGGCUCAAAUAACGCUCCUGUUCGAGUCAAUGUGCUCAAGGCAGCAGACCACAGCUCUGUAGCUGUGUCCAUCCACCCCUCCAUAGCCGACUUUCAGGAGGGUCAGAGUCUGCAGCUGAACUGCCUUGCUCCCGGUAAUCCUCCUCCAAGGGUCACCUGGACAAAAGCCAGCGGAAGCCUCUCUACCAACCACCAGGUCAUUGGAAGUUCUCUGCGUAUUCUAUCGGCCAGCGCUGAGGACUCUGGAGAGUAUAUUUGUCGUGUGCAGGGAUCUCCUGGGAGCUCUCACGUCCAUCAGGCUUCUGUUUCUGUGUCUGUCACCUCGCCUUCUUCACGCCCGCAGAGCCCCGUCAUCGCCAUCGAACCCAGCAGCAUCGCAGUGGAGGAGGGGAAGUCCGCCAGCUUCAGGUGCAAGGUGCACGGUGGAGCGAAGCCGAUCACACUGGAGUGGAAGAGGGACAACAAUGAGCCGCUACCUGUCAACGCCGAAAUUGGUCGUGACGGUUCCAUGACCAUCACCAACGCCCGUCGGGAAAAUCAUGGAGCCUACCGCUGCAUAGCCACCAACCCGUAUGGCAUCACCCAGCUCAUCGUGUCUUUGGUGGUCAAAGUGUCUCCUGCGGUCACCGUCACCCCUGUUGGACCGGUGAAGGUCAAGGUGGGGGAACCCAUCACCCUGGAAUGUCAAGCGGCGGGCGAACCUCGCCCUUCGGUCUCUUGGCACAAGCUGGACAACAACCGCAAAACCACCCUGACAAGUCCUGUUCCCAUGGAGUCCAACGCUCUGCUGCAGAUUCUGGUCGCACGUCCGGAGGACACCGGCACCUACGUGUGCACUGCUCAAAGCUCUAACGGACUCUCUGAGACCAGCGUGCUAGUGAUCGUUCAGGGUGGACCUUCGGUGCCGGGAGUCCCCAUGGUGGUGGCUCCGGAUCCCCUCAUGGUGGUGGUGGAGGGACAGACUGUGACACUGCACUGUGAUGUGCACGGAUUUCCCUCACCAACCAUCUCCUGGUCCAAGCUGCGGUCCCCUCUGCCUUGGAGGCACAAGCAGGUGAACGGCAGCCUGGAGCUGCCCAGCGUCGGCCGGCAGGACUCGGGCGAAUACAUCUGCAGCGCCAGAAACGCCGUGGGAACCAGCAAAGCCACCAUCAUGCUCGACGUUGAGACUCCUCCGUACACCACCUCCAUGCAGGACGGCGUGGCGGUGCGGGUCGGGGAGGUGAUCCGGCUGCAGUGCCUCGCCCACGGCACGCCGCCGCUGACCUUCGUCUGGACCAAAGUGGAUGGACAGCUGCCUCCCCGAGCUCAGGUCGAAGGCGGGGAUCUGCAAAUCGACCUGGCGACCGCCGAGGAUGCUGGGACCUACAAGUGUGUGGUCAGCAACAAAGUGGGCAGCAGUGAAGUGUUUGUCAAAGUGGCUGUCAGAUCGCCGCUGGCGGUGCGCGUAUCCCCUCAGGUUGAGGUCAAAGCGCGCGGCGGCACGGUGGAGUUCACCUGUUCAGCUGCAGGUGGGGUGGAGACCAAGAUUGAGUGGCUCAAGGAAGGAGGGGCCCUUCCGCCAAACCACCACAUUCGGGACGGAGUGCUGAGGAUCGAGAACCUGGAGCAGAGCAAUGAAGGGGUCUACAUUUGCAGAGCGAGCAGCGUUUACGGGGAGGUUCAGGACACCGCCAGGCUCACCAUCCAAGCUCUGCCAAAGGUCAUGAUCAACGUGCGAACCUCGGUGCAGACCGUCAUGAUUGGGAAUUCCGUGGAGUUUGAGUGUCAAGCCACCGGCGACCCGGAGCCGACCAUCAAAUGGAGCAAAGUGGACGGCUCGCUGCCGGCCCACAUCGUGGUGAAGGGCGGCAUGCUGAAGAUCGAGCGCGUGACUGAAGCGGACGCCGGCCAGUACCGCUGUACGGCGACCAACGACGUGGGCUCGGUCCAGUCCCAGGUGGUCCUCAAUGUGCAGUCUCUUCCUCAAAUUGCUGCUCUACCAGAAAAGAAGGAGGUGACGGUGGGGUCGGAUGCUGUGUUGCCCUGUGUGGCGUCAGGAUAUCCAGCUCCUAAUAUCAAAUGGUCAAAGAUGGAGGAAGAGCUUCCAUCAAAGUGUUUCCAGGAGGCCAACGUCCUGACAGUCCCUCAGGUCACCCAUGAAGACUCGGGCACCUACAUCUGCACUGCCUCCAACAAGCAGGGCAAGGUGGAGGCCUUCACCACCCUGGAAGUCCACGAGAGAGUGAUGCCGUACUUUGCUCAGGAACCCUUGUCGUACCUCACCCUGCCCACCAUUAAAAACGCCUACAAGGCCUUCAGCAUAAAGAUCGACCUAAGACCUGAUAACGUUGACGGUCUCAUAUUGUAUGCUGGUAUGAUCCUCUACAAUGGCCAAAGAAGAACCACUGGGGCUGACUUUAUCUCUUUGGGACUCGUGAGCGGCCGUCUGGAGUUCAGGUUUGAUGUGGGUUCUGGAAUGGCUACGAUACGUGACCCCAACCCCAUUAAAAUUGGAGAGUUUCACACGGUUGAGUUACAUCGCAACAUCACCCAGGGAUACAUCGUUGUGGAUGGAGGUGAACCCAUUACUGGCACCUCACAGGGCAAAUUCCAAGGCCUUGAUCUGAAUGAGGAGCUGCAUGUGGGGGGUCAUCCGAACUAUACAGUCCUUGCCAAAACUGCUGGCAUCAAGUCUGGUUUUGUUGGCUGCAUCCGUCAGCUGAUUAUUCAGGGAGAGGAAGUCAUCUUCAAGGACCUUGACCGCAGCUCUACUGGUGUUACAAACUGUCCUACCUGCAAGGAUCAGCCAUGCCAGAAUGGAGGGAGGUGUGCGGAUUCAGAUGCCAGUUUGUACAAAUGCAGCUGCCCCAGUGGAUUUACGGGCAGCAACUGCCAGCAUCUCUCAUCCCUUCAUUGUCAUUUAGGAGCCUGUGGACCAGAUGCCACUUGCAUAAACCGUGCAAAUGGUCUGGGCUAUGACUGCCGCUGCCAUCUUGGCAAGUCUGGAGACAAAUGUAUGGAUGGUAAACUGGUGACGACUCCACUGUUUGAUGGCACAGAGUCCUACAUAGCUUAUCCUCCCUUGACGAACAUCCAUGACGACCUGCGAAUUGAGCUGGAAUUCAAGCCACUGGAGAAAAAUGGCCUCAUGUUCUUCAGUGGAGGAAAGAAAAUGAAGGUCGAAGACUUUGUGGCCAUCUCCAUGGUGGAGGGACACGUGGAGUUCCGAUACGAACUGGGAACAGGACAAGCAGUACUUCAUAGCCCUGAAAAACUCUCACUGGGAAUUUGGCACAAGGUAGUGGCCGAGCGGAACAAAAGAGCCGGUUACCUCAAAGUCAACCAAGGUCCAGUUGAGAGGAGGACAUCUCCGGGAAAAGCCCAGGGCCUCAACAUCCAUACUCCCAUGUACUUGGGAGGAGUUCCAAACAUGGACAUCCUGCCCAAGCCGGCUAACGUCAGCGCGAUGUUUGAGGGCUGCAUUGGAGAGGUUUCCAUCAACAACAAGAAGGUGGAUCUGUCCUACAGCUUCACAGAGAGCAAAUCAAUCAGUGAAUGUGUGGACUUGAGUCCCUGUGACCGUCAGCCGUGUCUCAAUGGUGGCACCUGCAUUCUGAGUGCUGAGUACGAGUACCAGUGUCUCUGCAAGGACGGAUUUGAGGGUGAGCGGUGUGAAGUGGUGAAGUACGUGUGCCAGAGCCAUCGGCAGUGUCUCAACGGCGGCAGCUGUGAGAACGGCAUGUGUGAGUGCGUGUCCGGAUACACAGGCCUCAACUGUGAGGAAAGCCAGCUCCUCAGCUUCACCGAAGCCCCGUGGAAAACAGAAGCCAACGAGGCCAAUGAUUCCCCUUUUCAGUACGCCGCUCAGUUUCGCAGCGAUGGAUAUGUAGCUCUUCCAAAAUCCAUUUUCCCAAGAAGUGCCCACGACUCUCCAGAGACCAUUGAAGUAGAAAUCAACACUCGCUCCGCUGAUGGCCUGAUCCUGUGGCAGGGAGUGGAGACCGUCGGUGCACGCAAUUUGCGAAAGGUGCAUGCUAGCAAAAAGCAACCUGGAGAGCACAGCAAGGGCAAAGACUUCAUCAGCCUCGGCCUUCAAAACGGACACCUGGUUUUCAGUUACCAGCUGGGCAGCGGAGAGGCAAAAAUCCUUUCUAAGAAGUCCAUCAACGAUGGGAGAUGGCAUAAGAUCACAGCAGUGAGGACUGGAAAAGAUGGAUACAUCCAGAUUGAUGGAGAAGACCAGGUGCACGGACAAUCUAAAGGCAAAAGCCUCAUGGUCAACACCAAAGGAAGCAUAUAUCUCGGCGGCGCUCCAGACAUGCCGGUGAUGACAGGAGGGAAGUAUUCAUCGGGACUGGCGGGCUGUGUGAGAAACCUGACACUGAUGAACGCUCGGCCGGGCCAGCAGCCCGCGCAGGCCGUCGACCUGCAGGCGCACGCCGCCCGCGGCGUCAAAGUUCACCCCUGCUCCUCGUAGACACACACACACGCGCAGAGAGACUUGGGAGUGGCGUCAAACACACACCGCACUCAAGAGACUUUCAGAGCCCGACACGAAAAACCCAGACGCUUCUCUCUGUGUGCCGUAAAACCAAAAAGAAAGCAAAGCGAACGUCUUCUCCUCUUUACCUUUGUGCUUUUGACCAAGGACUGAAAGCAAAGGACAACCAGAACCCUGUCAGCUGUAGUUUUAGCCACGAGAAGAUUCACUUUUUAGACCUUUUAGAAGAUCCUACGGAGUUGGAGAGGUUUACAGCACUGAACUUUUAUUUAUAUAUAUGAAAAUUAUAUUUGUGGGGGGAAAACAUGCAAACUAACCAUAAAACUGCUUUCUAGCUUUCCUAAACUGUUUUGUUUUUUUCUGGGUUCUAGUACCGUGUGUGUGUGUGUGUCCAGGCUGUUUAUAUCUGCAUUAAUACUUGAAGAUGUUUAGGCCUCCUCCUCCUCUCUGCAUCUUCUCCGUAAACCGGUCGGGACGGGAGAACACACAAGGUCACACGCAGCUUCAGUACAAAACUCAGGACGUCGGAACAGAAAACCCCAAAACGUUCUGCUGCUUUAAACUCACUGUAAUUUUGCUUUUUUUUUUUUUUUUUUUGCCGUAAAUGUGUUUUUUUUUUCCUUUUUGUUUGUAUUUUUUAUGGAAAGUAAACGACAACAACAACAACAAAAAACUGGUGCUAAUUUUUAGAUAUGGAUCAGUAUAAAGACGCAUUAAAAACCUGUUUUAUGUUAGCAUGCAUGUCUUUGGACGCAUGUCUCCUUUGAUUGAGUAGAUCUCAAGAAGGUUUUUUUUUUUCUUUUUUUCUCCAUAUGUGUGUUGAUGAAAUGAAAGAGUCAGGUAAGAAAUCUGUUCUCGGUCAAACUCCACUAUAUAUUGGUGUCAUUAUCCUCAGGAGGAUCCGUUCAGAACCGCCUCAUCAUUUCUGGUUUGGAAGCUUUAGAACCACCUCAGUGUUUUGUUUUGUUUUCUCUGUUCAUGGAUUCAUGUCUGGAUGCUGAUGAGACCUUUUGCCGAUGACACCAUGUUUUAUGUCAGCAAAAAUUCACAUUGAAGUUGGCACUCCUCUCCUAAUGGGGCUCACAGCUUAUCUCUUACUUUUUAUUCAGCUUAAAGCACACGUGUGUUAAUAUCCAAUCGUGAGCGCUCUUGUUUUUAUUUUAAUUCAUUUUUUUCCCUCUCUAAUCUUCGUUUUGAUGCUUUUGUGUUUAGAUUUUAGAUGACAGAAGCCUGGUGUUUUGUUUUCCUGCAUUUUUGUAUUACCCCCCUCCCCCAUUCACAUUUUAAGUCAGUUUCUAUCAAAGUUUUGAUGAUUAAACUGCUUGGUUUAAUAAAUUAAAACUGGCCUUAAAAAUCCCUUUUUUGGCUACAAGAUCCUAAAAGUUAUAAAAACGAAGGUAUAAAUACACUGUGUUAGUGCAUCUGCUCUAAAACUGGAUCGUCAGUCAGAUAUAAAUUUGUCAAUAACCUUUUUUUUUAUACACAAUAUGGAUAAAACUGCACUAUUAUUAGCGUUGCUGGAAAAUUCCGCUCUGAUUUCCUUUUUUAAAGCACCCUACAGUCUUGGCAAUGGCAGACAAAGAAGAUGAUGAGUUGUACAAAAAUGUACCAGAUUGAAUUUGUCCAUGUUAUAAUUCUCAGCCAGAUGCUCCCCAUUGCUGUUUCCUAAAUAAAAACAGAAUUCAUGUGCUA